Messenger RNA from Diabrotica balteata, 2105 nucleotides. The record is from the annotation of a GenBank genome assembly. NCBI's taxonomy places the organism in Eukaryota, Metazoa, Arthropoda, Insecta, Coleoptera, Chrysomelidae.
UAUCAAUGUAAAUAACAAGUGCGUAUUAAAUUAUUAUCUAGAAAUAUAUGAAAUGAUGCAGUUGCGUUUUACUGCACACAAGUAGCAACAAGGCUACUAAAAUGAUGUAUUUAACGACAUUCUCGUGUUUAGCACUUUGUAUAGGUAUAGUGUAUUUAUAUUUAAAAUGGAAGGUCACGUAUUGGGAACGGGUAGGUCUGGAAUACCUAGAGCCCCAUUUAAUUUUCGGUAACAUUAAAGAAUUGGUUCAACAAAGGGUAUCAAUAGGGGAUCAGUUACGUAAUAUAUAUAAUCAAUUCAAAGCCCAAGGACUAAAGCAUGGUGGUAUAUACUUUUUCUUCGUUCCAAUCUAUAUUCCCGUUGACUUAGAUGUUGUAAAAAAUAUUUGUGUACGAGAUUUUGAAUAUUUUGUGAAUCAUGGUGUAUACAAAAAUGAAGAGUUUGAUCCUCUUUCUGGACAUUUGUUUGCCUUGGAGGAUGAUAAAUGGAAAAAACUUAGAGCCAAAUUGUCACCUACAUUUACAACUGGUAAAAUUAAAAUGAUGUUUCAAACACUUUGUUCUACAUCUAAAGGAUUAUAUGAAGUUUUAGAAGAUCAUGCUAGGUUUAAUGAAGUAUUAGAUAUAAGAGACUUAGUAGCCAGAUUUACAACUGAUGUCAUAGCAUCAGUUGCAUUUGGAUUAGAAUGUAAUUCUCUUAAAAAUCCAAACGAAGAAUUUAGGCAUAAGGGACGCAAGUUAUUUGAUUUAACUGCUAUUGAACGUUUUAAGGACACACUUAUGUUUAUACUACCGUUGAAAGUUAUAAAUUUUUUUAAUUUAACAUUAUUUCCUAACGAUGUUAACACUUUUUUUCUGAACGUAGUACAAAAAACUGUUGAAUAUAGAGAAAAAAACAAGAUCAGCCGAAAGGACUUUAUGCACUUGCUGUUGCAAUUGAAAAAUCGGGGAAAAGUUGCCGACGACCAGUUUAUAUUUAAACAAGAGGGUGAGAAAGAUGGCACUGAUUUUAUAACUUUCAACGAAUUGGCAGCCCAAUGUUUGCUAUUUUUUGUUGCUGGUUUUGAAACGUCGUCAACUACUAUAAGUUUUGCUUUGUUGGAGUUAGCUAGAAACCAAGAUAUUCAGAAGAAACUUAGAGAUGAAAUUAAAAGAGUAUUAAAUAAGCACAAUAAUGAAUUGACUUACGAUGCAAUAAUGGAAAUGAAGUACUUGGAACAAGUGAUUUAUGAAAGUCUUCGAAAACAUCCACCUACUCCAAAUGUUCCAAGAAAAUGUACCAAAGAUUACACGGUUCCUGGAACUAGUGUAACUAUUAAGAAGGGAGUUCAAGUUCUCAUUCCAAUACUGGCUAUUCAGAAUGAUCCAGAAGUUUAUCCAGAUCCGGAAAAAUUUGAUCCGGAUCGAUUUACAGAUGAAAAUAAAGCCAAAAGGCAUCCAGCAGCAUUCUUGGCGUUUGGAGAUGGUCCUCGAUAUUGUUUAGGUGCUCGCCUUGGAUUAAUGCAAACAAAAGUCGGAUUAAUCACAUUUAUUAAUAAUUUUCAAGUGGACGUGCACCCAAAAACCAAACUUCCUGUAAAAUACAUUUCCCAACGAUUUAUUCUAUCAAUGGAAGGUGGUAUAUGGUUGUCAGUUUCUAAACUGAAAUAAUACGUGUACCUACACAUGGGAAAGGAAUUUCCCAUCUAUCCUUUCACACGUACAUUUUUAAUUGCGUUAAAAUUUAUGAUUACAUUUAUUAAAUGGAUGUUUAUCCUUAAUCUCAGGUUUACCAUUAUUAUUUGUUUGUUAUUUCCAUAAAUCACACAGCGCAGUUUGCUAGUUAUUUAAGGACUUUUUUACUUCGAUUUAUGUACUAAGUGGAGGUCAUUAUUAAUAAUAACAAAUCAGCCACGAAAUAUGUUUACACUAGAGAUGUGGUUUUUAUAAAUUACUAGAUAUAUUAAUGCACUAAUAUUGACAUAUUUUCGUAGAAUUUAUGUCAAAAACGUUAUCGCCGCCCAAUAAAAUGUAUUGCUGAUAUUUUGUUCUACGGAUAUUUUUAAUCUUUUACAUAAAGUUAUUAUACUUGGUGUUUAGUUUUAAAUAAACCAAAAAUGAAAUUAA